Molecule: messenger RNA, 1425 nt
Organism: Cynara cardunculus var. scolymus (artichoke)
Lineage: Eukaryota; Viridiplantae; Streptophyta; Magnoliopsida; Asterales; Asteraceae
Product: protein HGH1 homolog
Exons: 9
Coding region: 116-1126 (336 amino acids)
Source: RefSeq, a predicted model, not a curated record
AACUUAAUUCUGCAACACAACUGACAAAAUCAAACAGGAAAAGAAACCCCCUGCUCGGCGGCGCUAAACCAAUACAAGAAACUGGGGUUUUCCGUUGAAUGCUCUGAAAACAGAAAUGGCGAACGAAAUGGAAGAACUAAUUGGUUUCCUCUCGUCUCCUUCUCCACAAGUGAAGAAGGUAGCUGUUGAUAUUGUUCGUGGAUUAACUGGGUCGGAGGAUGGGUUACAAUCUCUUGCUAGUUACUCUAAAACCGUGCUUCCAUCCUUGUCUCGACUAUUAGGUGAAAAGAAGGAUGUCUCUGAACCAGCAACAGAAGCUCUCGUGAAUCUGUCCCAAAAUUCUGAUUUGGCAGCUAAGAUGAUUGAAAUGGGUAUAAUUAAAGUGACCAUGGAUAUUCUAUACAAACAAGGAUGUGACAUCACGGGACUACUGGUCAUGCUCCUUGUUAAUCUUACACAACUGGAUGCUGGUGUUGAAUCAUUGCUUCAGCUGGAAGAUGAUAAGGUGCAGGGGUUGUAUGUCAUGAAACUUGUGAGAUCAUUCUGCACAUCAUCCAAUGAGAAAAAAGAUGAUCCAUUUGGACAUGUUGGUUCGAUACUCGUAAAUGUUUCAAAAAACAAAGCAGGGAGAGUACUUCUUUUAGACCCUAAGCGUGGGCUCUUGAAACAGAUCAUUAGGCAGUUUGAUUCCACAAGCCUAUUGCGGAAGAAAGGGGUAUCUGGAACUAUUCGGAACUGCUGUUUUGAAGCUGACAAUCAGCUACAGAAUUUGCUUUUGAUAUCAGAGUUUCUUUGGCCAGCUCUACUACUACCAGUUGCUGGAAACAAGGUGUAUAAUGAACAAGAUACUUCAAAAAUGCCUCUUGAAUUAGGAAGUGCACUCUCAAUUGAGCGUGAAUCAGUUGUCGAUCCUGAAAUCCGCAUCCAAGCAUUGGAGGCUAUUUACUUGAUCGUAUUACAGGGGGCAGGUCGAAGGGCAUUUUGGUCAGUGAAUGGACCACGGAUACUCCAAAUCGGGUACGAGGAGGAGGAAGAUCCUAAAGUAAUGGGUGCUUACGAGCAAAUUGGCUCCCUGCUAGUUGAAGGCAACGACACCGAGGAAGGAUCGAUGCAGACAUCUUUGUAGUAUAUGGCAUCAAUUCUUAUGUUGUUCAACCAGUUGUCUUCUUCCUAAUUUAGAAGAAUGGAUGGUAUGGUUUUUAAUGAGGUUGCCUCAGCCCAAACACAAUCUGCACCCAGCAUGAAGCAUAGAAAUUAAGUUAAAACUCAUAUGAUACUUUGAUAAAUUUAUCUUGUAUUAUCAGUUUCUAGUCAUUUGAAACAUGUGUCUGAAAUUUGUUCUUCCAAGUGGUUGGAAUUUAUUUAAAACGAUCUGUUUUUAAUUUCUACUUUGUGUAUAGUAAGAUGAAAAGGGGGGGAUUAUCA